Messenger RNA from Rotaria socialis, 1474 nucleotides. NCBI's taxonomy places the organism in Eukaryota, Metazoa, Rotifera, Eurotatoria, Philodinida, Philodinidae. The record is from the annotation of a GenBank genome assembly.
AAAUUCAUAAAUUUUUCUCAAUUAGAAAAAGGAAACGAUCGGAAACGUACUCCGGAAUCCUGCUGUAAAUGGAAACUAUCGGAAACGUAGUACGAAAUCCUGUUGUAAACGGAAGCAGUAUCCGCUUAUCGGUUCCGGAACCAGGAGUUAGCGGGAAAUACCCUGGAAACGGAGGCCGGAAAACUUUUCGGAAUACUGCUUCCGGAAUUCGAUGGAAAAUCACCGGAUCAGACAGUUUUCCACCGUACGUAUUUGACCUGGGUUUAUGAAGCGGCACAUAUAAAAAAUCCUUUCAAUAUUCAUUCGGUUACAAUCCGACAACUUCACCAUCCCUGUGAAAACAUAAACAAAUCUCUCCGAGUUUUUAUAAUUUCUCAGAGGGACCCUACAUACCCUCUCACCUCAGAACAUUUUAAACCACCCGAUCGCCUAACUUUCCGCUGCUAAAAUCACAGUGCUAUCUAGUUCACUAACGGAGGUCGUAUGCACCACACUUUGCCAUACAUUCGCCUUUCCAUAGAAUUUCGAUAGUAUGCUGUUUAGGAAUUGUCGAGCACAGCAUAUUUUACUGGAUGUUUUAUGAUCAUUUUGUAGGUUUUGAAAAGCUCUAUCUGCAGCCUAUUAUGGGGUCUGUAUAAGGUGUUGCUGGCUACUACAGCAGUCGCGGCAGUGUAUGUUUUAUUGUAGAGAUCUACUGUUUGUGGAGAGAGACUAAAACCGUUUGAAAAUGUCUUGUAAAAGCUCAGAAUCGUGUACUCACACACAGUACAGCAUGAAAUCGUAGUUAGAACUGAUUUUCAUUUAGGGCCGUUUUGUGUACAAAGUGUCCCCCUCCUUUUAUUCAAUCGAAUAUGAGCAUGUUUCUUUCACAUUAUUGACAUAUUGUCCAUCUUAAGAGAUAUGCAUUGAGUAAAAUUUUCAUUCCUUUAUUUUCACUUUCAAUUUGUGAAAAUCUCAAUAUGAAUAUGGUCAUAUUUUAUUUAUUUCCCAACAGUUAACAUUUAUUUGAAGUAAAUAAAUUAUAUUCAUAUAGAUCCAACCAAUAACAUAAAAUCUAGCACAAAUGAACUUGAUGAACUAUUCGGAUCAAUAACGGUCAGUUCUGAUAAUAAAAUUCAUAUAGAAUCAUCGAAUUCAGCUGGAAAUCUUAAUCCAAUUGAUGAUUGUUUACCAAUUUUUCCAAUAACAAAUGCAAAUAAAACAACUUCAUCAAUAACAAAUACAAAUGAAGGAGCAACCACAGAAAAAGGUGAACUUUUUCAUGAUUUACAAGAUCUUCUUUUUGAUCAAUCGACAGGACAAAACAUUUCGUCAACUAAAACUUCAUUUCAAACAAUAGGCUCAAAUCAAAAUAAAAUUCCAUUAAAUGAAAUAAAAAGUUCUUCGUCAUUAAAAUCUUUAGAAACUGAAUAUGUAUUUCCAAUAAUAUCUCUUGAAUCGAUUCGUCCUUCACCAGUUAAUCCAUCGAUAAAUA